CCCUCUCUUUCCAGUAUUUCUACAACCCCUCCAUCUUCUCAUCAGCUCGAACUUCUCUCUCAUCACACACACUCCUCGCCCCCCAAAACACAACGAUAUACCUUCUCCGAGCAAACAAUCUGAUACGUUAAAUUAUCGAGAUGUCCGAGAUCAAGCUUCUCAGCUCCGAUCAGGCUACGAUCACCGUGGAGAAAUCCGUGGCUGAGCGUUCCAUUUUGAUCAAGAACAUGCUUGAGGAUGUUGGUGAAGUAACUGAGGCUAUACCGAUUCCUAACGUCAAUGAAAACGUUUUGAAGAAGGUUAUCGAGUGGUGCGAGCAUCACAAGGGUGAUCCCCCUGCUCAAGCCGACGAUGACUCCGAUAGCCGGAAGAAGUCUUCCGAUAUCGACGAAUGGGAUCAAAAGUUCAUGCAAGUUGACCAGGAAAUGUUGUUCGAAAUAAUUCUUGCCGCGAAUUAUCUCGAUAUCAAGCCCCUUCUUGACGUUGGUUGUAAGACGGUUGCGAAUAUGAUCAAAGGAAAAUCUCCUGAGGAGAUUCGCAAAACCUUCAACAUCCAGAAUGACUUUACACCGGAUGAAGAGGAACAAAUCAGACGCGAGAACGAAUGGGCGGAGGAUCGUUAAAUCACCUCUAGAACCGAUCAUUUUCUUCUUUUCCACCUGCCUGCCGAUAGCCUUCGGGUUAACUUGGAAACCGGGCGAUGUCUUAUGGGCGAGAAUCGAAAAAAACAAACCCUUAAAAAAAUGGGGAAAGCUGUUUAGGUUCCAUGUCUUGUUUCUGCGGGAACCGUGACUUGUUUCGUUGUUCUUUUUUACCUUCGUAGUGGGCAAUGAAACAAAAAAAACAGGGGCAAUCUUACACGCCAUCGUAAUUUUUUUCUACCUUUUGCUUUCCUUUUCCUUUCUUUUUUCCACUUUCUUAAAUACGGUAUUGGUGGGGCAAGGAGCUGGGGUUGGGCGGCAUCUGGCUAGUCUUUGUUUAGCAUGGUUUCGUGUUUCCCAACUUUUUUUCGAUGUUACUAAAUUCCAACGGCGUUGUGAUAUUUGUGAUGAA
Molecule: messenger RNA, 1053 nt
Organism: Tuber melanosporum (Perigord truffle)
Lineage: Eukaryota; Fungi; Ascomycota; Pezizomycetes; Pezizales; Tuberaceae
Exons: 5
Coding region: 141-623 (160 amino acids)
Biological process (GO): mitotic cell cycle; SCF-dependent proteasomal ubiquitin-dependent protein catabolic process
Cellular component (GO): nucleus; cytoplasm
Molecular function (GO): cullin family protein binding
Source: RefSeq, a predicted model, not a curated record